Linum tenue is the source of this 1602-nucleotide messenger RNA. Lineage: Eukaryota; Viridiplantae; Streptophyta; Magnoliopsida; Malpighiales; Linaceae. The record is from the annotation of a GenBank genome assembly.
AUGGCGGCGCCAGCAGUCUCCCAACUGAGAUCCUCGAAAACGGAGUCGUAUGUCGACAACAAGAGGAAGGAAGACGUCCGCCAGGCUAAUAUCACGGCGGCCAGAGCAGUUGCCGAUGCGGUGAGGACCAGCUUGGGCCCGAAAGGGAUGGACAAAAUGAUUUCCACGGCUAGCGGCGAGGUGAUUAUCACCAACGAUGGAGCUACGAUUCUGAACCAGAUGGGGGUUCUCCAGCCAGCUGCGAAGAUGCUGGUCGAGCUCUCUAAGUCGCAGGACACCACCGCCGGUGAUGGUACCACCACCGUCGUCGUCAUUGCCGGUGCGCUUUUGAAGCAGUGCCUGUUGCUACUGUCUAGUGGAAUCCAUCCCACGGUAAUCUCCGACUCUCUCCAUAAAGCCUCUGUUAAAGCUGUCGAUGUGCUAACUGCUAUGGCAGUACCUGUUGAGUUGUCCGAUCGUGAAUCGCUUGUCAAAUCUGCGAGCACUUCGUUGAACAGUAAAGUCGUCAGUCAGUACUCCACUCUUCUUGCUCCUUUAGCUGUUGAUGCGGUGUUGUCAGUGGUUGAUCCUGCCAAGCCUGAUUUGGUAGACCUUAGGGACAUUAAAAUAGUGAAGAAGCUUGGGGGAACUGUGGAUGAUACCGAGAUGGUUAAAGGUUUGGUAUUUGAUAAGAAGGUGAGCCAUGCUUCUGGUGGACUCACACGGAUGGAGAAUGCGAAGAUUGCUGUGAUUCAGUUUCAAAUAUCACCUCCUAAAACUGAUAUAGAACAAAGCAUUGUGGUGUCUGAUUACACACAGAUGGAUAGGAUUCUGAAGGAAGAGAGGAAUUAUAUUUUGGGGAUGAUUAAGAAGAUCAAGGCAACUGGUUGUAAUGUGUUGUUGAUUCAGAAGAGUAUUCUUAGAGAUGCAGUCACAGACUUGUCACUGCAUUACUUGGCUAAAGCCAAGAUCUUGGUUGUGAAGGAUGUGGAAAGAGAUGACAUUGAGUUCAUUACCAAGACCUUAAACUGCUUGCCAAUUGCUAAUAUCGAGCAUUUCAAAGAAGAGAAGAUGGGUUAUGCUGAUCUUGUGGAGGAGGUUUCAGUCGGGGAAGGCAAGAUUGUGAAGAUCACUGGGAUUAGAGAUAUGGGAAGGACUGCCACUGUUCUUGUUCGUGGGUCUAACCAGUUGGUUCUCGAUGAAGCUGACCGGAGCUUGCACGACGCACUGUGUGUCAUUAGAUGCUUGGUCAACAAGCAAUUCUUGAUUGCAGGAGGUGGGGCUCCUGAGAUUGAGCUGUCCAGGCAGCUCGGUGCAUGGGCCAAAGUUCUGCAUGGUAUGGAAGGUUACUGUGUGAGGUCAUUUGCAGAGGCACUUGAGGUCAUCCCUUAUACUCUGGCAGAGAAUGCAGGGCUGAACCCUAUUACCAUUGUGACCGAGCUGAGAAAUAGGCAUGCCCAAGGAGAGAUCAAUGCUGGGAUCAACGUGAGGAAAGGGCAAAUUACAAACAUCUUGGAGGAGAACGUUGUGCAGCCAUUGCUGGUGAGCACUAGUGCCAUAACUCUGGCAACAGAGUGCGUGAGAAUGAUUUUGAAGAUUGAUGACAUUGUAACAGUCAGGUAG